AGCACGAGGGAGUUUGCUGGAGAACCACACAUAUUCUUACUGGAUUUAUUAACUAGUAGAACAGUGAGGCAGCACACCAAUAUCAGACACUGUCAGAAGUCUAGGUCGUAGUGGAGCUGAGCUGAAGUGAGCUGACAGCACUGAAGACAGGGGGCAGGACGGAGAGGGCUGAGAGGCUUGAUACACAGAAGACAUCAGAGUGAAUUACAAAGAAAUAAGCUGAGCUCCUGAGAAUUACUCACCCUGAGCAUUUUGGGUUUUGGAAAUGAAGACAUCAAAAAUAACAAAUGGACCAGCCUCAGGGCAGGAUCAUGCCCAGUCAUAUAAAACUGGAAGUGAUGCCCCUGUCAAGAAAAGAGCUGGUAUCAGAAAAAAAUCGAAGAUUCCAGGGGUUAUGAUAACACAGUACACCGAAGACAUCCCAAAUGGAUGCAGCACUCCAGACUUCGAGCGCAAACCCAUCGCAUUAACGAUUCAGGAAGGUAAAACGGCUACAUUCAAGGCAGUUGUGAAGGGGGAGCCCACACCAGUGGUUACCUGGAAAAGGGCUAAGGGCAACAUGGAUGACCCAAAUAAAUUCAAAAUGACAUAUGACAGAUUCUCCAAUGAAUAUGUGUUACAGGUAGUCCAAAUCACUGGGGAUGAGGCAGACACCUACAAAUGCUAUGCUACCAAUGAUUAUGGAGAGGCUGUCUCCACUGCCACACUCAUUGUUAUUGAAGUUGGAUUUAAGAAAAAGAAGAAGCCCCAAGAGCAGAAAGAAUCAACAGUGACAAAGGACCCAGCAGAGUUCAGGAAGCUGCUCAGGAAACGUGUUAAAGAUGAAGUCAAAAAAGAAGAGAAAGUGAUUGAUGGAAAAGUGUGGGAUAUCCUGCUGAAUGCUGACAAGAAAGACUAUGAGCGCAUCUGUAUUGAGCAUGGAAUCACUGACUUCCGAGGAAUGCUCAAGAGACUGCAGGAGAUGAAGAAAGAGAGAGAGGAGGAGCAAGCAAAGUACCUUGAAACCAUUAGUAACCUGAAACACAUCGAAGUUAACUCAGAGGGCUUAGCGGAGUUUGAACUUGACAUGGACCUGAAAGACCCCAGCAGCAGAAUUUUCCUGUAUAAGGAUGGAAUAAUGAUUCCUUAUAGCAAGGACAUGGAAAUGAAGCACUCCCUGAAGCAAGCUGGAAAGAAGUACAUCUUUUGCAUUAAAGACCUCGGACCUGAAGAUGCUGGGCUGUACCAGGUAGAUGUUGAAGAAGCCAAUGUCUUCUCUACUGAACUGCCAUUUAAAUUUAUUCCUGUCCAGUUCCUCUGCCAGCUUCAGGAGGUGCGUGCCAAGGAACGUGAGGAUGCUCUCUUUGAGUGUGUCCUCUCCCAGCCACUCUUCAGGGCAGUGUGGAUGGGCAAGAACACUCCACUCGAGAAUAGUGACAAAUAUGAAAUAACAGUGUCUGAGGAUGGACUGAUUCACAGACUGCUUGUGAAGGAUGUCAUGCCUGUUGACAAGGGUAUCUACUCCAUAGUGGUUGGCAUAAAAUCUUCCAGUGCUUGGCUAGUUGUGGAAAGUGAUGAAGAUGACAGUCCAAGUGCCCAUGGCAAGAAGAAAGCCAGAAAAACUACCCGAGCUGGUGGGGGAGGGACUAUGAUUGAGAGUCUAGCCAGAGAGCAAGCAGAAAAGCUGAAAAAACUGUGGUAUAAGGCUGAGGAAGAGACUGGAGCUGGGCAAGGGAAUGAUCCUGGACCUGGAGUAGGUUCUGGCACUGUUGCUGGAGCUGGGGCAGGGCUAGGGGCAGGUACAGGGGCAGGGAUCAGUGCAGGGAGGGAAGCAGGUAAAGGUGCAGGGAUAGGAGCAGGUUCAGAAAGAGGGGAAGGGCAAGGGGCAGGACUGGGGGCAGGUGUAUGUGCAGGGGUAGGGGCAGGCACAGGGGCUGGGAACCAGAACCUAAUUAAUGGGUUAGAUGACAACAGGGGAAAGGGAGGAGUAGGGCAAAGGAUGGGAGGAAAAGGAGUACUAGGGGUAACUGAGGUGGGUGGUGACCAAAGUGAAGGAGAUGGCAAAAGAGGAAAGGGAGAGCUAGUGGAUGGAAUGGGAAAUUUAGGAGGUGGAAGUGGAGGUUUAGGGGGGUCUGGGGCAGGACAAGGUGGCUUAGGAGAAGGAGAAGGUGAUUUACAAGACAGUAAAGUAGAGCAAGGGGGAUUAGCUGAUCGGCAGGGAGGAUUGGGUAGAAAAGAUAGACAGCUGGGUCAUGGCCAAAGUGAAAAAGGAGACCUUGGAGAUGGAUCAGGAGCUGGCAAAGGGUGUCCAGGAGAAGAAGGUGGAAUGGGUACUGGGGAUUGGUCUGGAAUGGACUCUGGAUUAGAAGGGGCCAGGCUAUCAGGAAAUGGAAGAGGAGAGGGUGGCAACUCAGGGCUUGGUGGUACUCGAUUAGUAUCUGGGGAUGAUGGCAGAGGACUCACAGAUGAGCAAAACAGGAAAAAAAGACAUGCUGGACGUGGGCCGCUGAUUGAGGACACUAUUGUUGAACCUGGAGUUCACUUCACCUGUGGGCUGUCAGAUGUGCAUGCCUGUAAAGGGCACCCUGCUGAGCUUGUGUGCAAGCUAAGCAGUGACCAAUCAGAGGGAAUCUGGUUUAAAGAUGGAGAGAAGCUAUCACCCAAGGAUGGACUGUCUAUUUCCAAAAAAGGAGCUAUCCAUAAGCUAAUCUUGUCCAAUGUUCAGGACUCUGAUGCAGGGAAAUACAAGUUUGAAGCAGAGGGACGAAAAACAGAAGCACAUAUAGUUGUUGAAGAUCCUCCUGUGCUGGACAAAGAGGAGCUCCAGACGUUUUCGCAGCCCGUGACUGUGAAGGCUGGGCACAACGCCGUGUUCAAAAUACCAUUCGAAGGGCGGGAGCCUUUCAAGGUCUCUUGGUUCAGAGAUGGCGAGGAGCUUCAGGAUGACGUCGGUGUGAAGGUGGAAAGAGGGCCCAACCACAGCCGCCUGCUCCUCAGCAAGUGCCAGCGCAAGGACAGUGGAGACAUAAAGGUCAAGGUCAAGAACGAGAGCGGUGCUGUCGAGGCCAUGACCAGGCUUGUUGUUCUUGAUAAGCCCACCCCUCCACAAGGUCCAGUGGAGGUGCUGGAGAGUUCACCCACACGCAUCGGGAUCAAGUGGAGACCUCCGCGGGACGAUGGUGGCUCCCCAGUUCUGAGUUAUUCUUUAGAGAGGCAGCAGGUGGGGCGCAACACUUGGUUGAAGUUGGGAGAAGUCCCUGGUACCACCACCACCUUUGCCACUAACCAAGUGGAGCACGGCAAGAGAUACAGCUUCAGAAUCCGGGCACACACAGCAGAGGGUGUCAGCAAUGUGCUGGAGACUGAGACUGGAUUUGAAGACCAGGGCAUUCAUUCAUCACAUUCAUCCUGCCUGAAACUUCUCCUGUUCUUAUUGACAAUAGUCCUGCUACAGUAUUUAUUUUUGUUCAUGACAGCUUACUCCAGCCCCCCAGCUCCUCCAAAAGUGAUCAGUGCUACCUCCAAGUGCAUCACUGUGUCCUGGGUACCCCCUCACAAUACGGGGGGGAGUCGUAUCACUGGCUACAUCCUGGAGAAACGGAAGAAGGGAAGUAACAUCUGGAGCCCUGUGUCAGACAUGCCGAUUACUGAGAAAAAAUUUACAGUGAGGGACAUUGUUGAGGGGCAGCAGUAUGAAUUCCGGGUGGCUGCAGUCAAUGCAUCCGGGAUAGGAGAGCCCAGUGUUCCAUCAGAUUUUAUAUUUGCACGAGAUCCCAUGAAGCCACCUGGCAAAGUUAAAGACCUGAAGGUGACAGACUCUACGUAUAACUCUUUGUCCCUCUCCUGGGCUAAACCCAGCGAGGAUGAUGGAGAUGUGGCCAAAGGGUACUACGUGGAGGUGAAGCCAGCUGAUGGCCAAGCUUGGGAACGUUGCCAUACAGCCCCGCUCAGCAUGAGCUCCUACACGAUUAAGGGCCUUAAAUCCAUGGCCAUGUACUUUGUAAGGGUGGUCGCCAGCAACAACGGGGGUGACGGGGAACCACAAGAGCUGGACAACUACGUCCUCGCCAUGCCCCCUCCAGUGAGGCCUCAUUUCCUCAUUGAUUCCAAAUUUAAGAGUUUUAUUGUAGUGAAAGCUGGAAACACAGUCCGAGUCAACAUGAACUUUGAGGCUUCUCCUAUACCAGAGAUUGUCUGGCUGAAGGAUGGCAUUCCUGUGUCCAAACGGGCCACUAUUACCAACUCUGAUGGGGUGUCCCAGCUACUCAUCCCCUCCUCUGAACGCUCUGACUCAGGAAUCUACACCAUAAAUGUCAAGAACUGCAUUGGUCAGGAAUCAUUCAGUGUCGAGAUCAGAGUCACAGACGAGCCCAAGCCACCAGGACCAGUGCAGCUGGAGGAGAAUGUGUCUGGAACAGUGACGGUGUCCUGGGAACCUUCACCGGAUGAAAAACGGGACAACAGGCUACACUACAUGGUGAUGACACGAGAUUCCAGCAAGCUGUCCUGGCAUACAGUAGCAGAUGACAUCUUCAACAACAAGUUCACUGCUAUCAACAUUGUCGCUGGCCGCUCAUACUACUUCCGGGUGUAUGCCAAGAACGACAUGGGCCUCAGUGCGCCCUCUGAAUCUUCAGCCUGGGAGAUAGGCAAAAAGAAAGAUAAGCUCACAGUAAAUGUGCCCAGGUAUAAGGAAAAAGACCACAGACAAGCACCGUAUUUCAUCGUUCCUUUAAAGACGCAUUUUGUUCCCCGUGGAUAUGAGUGUCACAUGAGCUGCGCCGUGAGGGGAACCCCUAAGCCACAUGUCACCUGGUAUCACAACAACAUCAGCCUCAACCACAAUGCCCACUACCUGGUGUCCAACGUGCAUGGCGUCUGGUCAUUGUUCAUCAUAGGAGUCAGCCCCAGAGACAGCGGGGACUACACUGUCGUCGCAGAGAACAGCCUGGGAAGGGCAGAGUGCUCCACCAGACUCACAGUCAGAGAAUAAAGUGGAAAGGAAAGCAAGCAGAUGUCACAGACUGCCUCUGUUAUUUUCCAAUCUAUCAUUUCCUGGAAUUCCUCUCAAAUUUUGUUUAAGUUUUGUGUAAAAAUUCUUAAGUAUAAUUUGUAUGAGCAAAAGCAAUAACUUCUGCUACAGGCUAAAGAAUGGAUUUUAUUUUCCCAGUAGUGCAUGUACAGUACCUAGUGGAUGUCAGGAAAUCAGUAGACUCCCGGCCUGCAGUGCAUGAGAUGUGCAGUGUGUGUGAUUGAGUCAGUUUGUUAGGGUAUUCAAAGUCAGCUGAUGAUUCCAAGACAUUAUUUUCUGCUAGGACCUUAUUCGAAUGUCUCCAGCUUUUCUGCAGCUUCCAACAUUAGAUACAAAAACACAAUAAAAAAAAUGUAAAUCUAAAAAUAUUUUCACAAAUUUGAUUAGCAUACAGUAUCAUAGGGUAGAGUGGUGGUACUGUGGCUAAGGAUCUGUGCCUGUGGCUGGAAGGUUGCUGGUUCAAAUCCCAUGACUGGUAGAGGAAUCCUACU
Messenger RNA from Lepisosteus oculatus (spotted gar), 5502 nucleotides. The record is from RefSeq and is a predicted model, not a curated record. Lineage: Eukaryota; Metazoa; Chordata; Actinopteri; Semionotiformes; Lepisosteidae.